AAGCAACGUGAGUGAGAGCAGAGAAAAUCGAAGCUUUGCUGGAAAAGGAUUCCCAAAAUGCGCGAAAGUCCAAGCUCUACGAUCACAAACCCAACAAAGCUCAAUUGAAGCAAUUUCAGCAGCAACAUAAAGGAAAGGAUUUUCCUUCAACAUCAUCAGGUGCAGCAGCAUCAUAUACAAUGGGUCAGCCCCCGCCGCCGCCACCUCAGCCUCCAAGGGAGUCGUUUGCAAGACGUUACAAGUUCAUUUGGCCCCUUCUUUUGGCUGUCAACUUUACUGUAGGAGCUUAUCUUUUCAUGAGAACGAAGAGAAAGGACACGAGCAUGACCGAAGCAGAUGUUGAUUUGAGCCCUCCUAUUUCAACUGCUGCUCCUCCGGUUACCGAAACCCCAUUACGUGCACCACCUAUCGCACUGUAUUUGAAGGUGAUUGAACCGAUUCCGAAGAACCAGCAGCAUGAACUUUUUAAAUAUAUAUUGGAAGAGAAAAGGAAAGUCAAACCGAAAGACCCCGAGGAGAAGAAGAGGCUCGAUGAAGAGAAAGCUCUACUUAAACAAUUCAUCCGAACGAAAUCCACCUCAGUUAUGACUUGAUAAUACAUUGCUGAAACUUGGAUCUUUUAUCUU
This is a messenger RNA of Hibiscus syriacus, 626 nucleotides long. RefSeq lists its product as uncharacterized. The record is from RefSeq and is a predicted model, not a curated record. Bases 180 to 593 code for a protein of 137 amino acids. Lineage: Eukaryota; Viridiplantae; Streptophyta; Magnoliopsida; Malvales; Malvaceae. The transcript has 3 exons.